Loa loa (African eye worm) is the source of this 303-nucleotide messenger RNA. RefSeq lists its product as hypothetical. Bases 1 to 303 code for a protein of 100 amino acids. Lineage: Eukaryota; Metazoa; Nematoda; Chromadorea; Rhabditida; Onchocercidae. The transcript has 4 exons. The record is from RefSeq and is a predicted model, not a curated record.
AUGGAUGGUGAUAUUAUUAUUAAAUAUGGAGAUCGUCGAAAUCGUUAUUCAAUGAAAUUUUGUAAUCAAAAGGAUAUUCAAGAAGGAAUAGUUAGUAAAUUCGAAAUUGAAAAAAUCAAUACAGAAAUGGAGACACAAGGAGAAUUAGCGAAGCAGUUAGGAAAUGAAAUUGACAAAAUUCCAGAGUUAAUACAAGAAGAAUUAACGGAAUUAGCGACACAUUGGGAAUUGAUCGAUAUUGGUUUGGGAAUAGUGGAAAAAUCGAAAUUAUUUCAGUACAAAAAUAAUGUUGAUGUAUUAUAA